AUGGAUAAUGACAUGAAAAUAUUUCGAUGUAUUCAUAGUGAUCAAAUAAUUCAACUUUCAAAAUAUAAUGAUUCAAAAUGUGACUGUUGCGAUGGAUCUGAUGAAAUAGAAAACGUUAAUGUCCAUUGUAAAAACACUUGUCCGGUUAAUUUAUCAUUCUUUACAGACGAAAUUAAAAAUUUAUUUCAAAAUUCAAUUCAACAAUCGAUAUACAACAUUCAUAGAGUUGAUGAAGUAUCCCAAAUAUAUGAAGAUGUUAAAAGGAAACUACGACUAGAGCAAUUAUACGUUCAAAAUCUUUAUCAAUCCUCAAUUAUAAAUACUUCAAUACUUUCUUCAAGAAUAUUGAAUGAAACAAGCGCGUGUUUAGGUAUCCAUAACAUGACUGAGUAUAUGGACAAAAAAUACACUCAAUUUUUUAAAAUUGCUGUCUUAACACUGAAUUUAACGAAAAUGUUAUGUGGAUGGGAAGAAGAAAAAGCUCAAAUAGAAAAUGAUCUUUAUAAAAAAGUACUUCUCAACGCAUACAGAACGUUGAAUUUCACUUAUAUGAUAUUUUUUUCGAAUUUACUUGUCGAAAAAGAAAAUUUAAUACAUCAAUCUGCGAAAUACGAAAGUGAAUAUUCGAGAUUAGGCUAUGAUUUGAUGAAUUUUUCAUCAUUUAUGAAACAAUUUUUAUCAGGAGAGCGCGAAUGGCUUGAUUACGCCACGAGGAACGUUACAAUAUCAUAUCCUUGCGUAGAAGGAUCGAUUACUCUGAAUAAUAUCAUUAAUUUGACUUAUUCUGAGUUUAAUCAGACUACAAACUUUAAUUUGACGUAUUACGGAAAGAAUUUAAUAUAUGAAUCAGAAGAGAACCAGAAGAUAAUACUAAAACCAAUGUGUUACGAUCGAAUUCGAGGAUUUUCCAUACAUCCCAUCAAUGAAAACGUUUCUUUAGCAGAAUUCGGUUCACCAAUCGCAUGUCCGACCGAAUACUCCGAUGAAAAUUUUAUUGAAUUCAUUAGAAACCUUCAAUUUUAUGGAUAA
Trichomonas vaginalis G3 is the source of this 1029-nucleotide messenger RNA. RefSeq lists its product as uncharacterized. The coding region runs from base 1 to 1029 and encodes 342 amino acids. Gene Ontology annotation, cellular component: glucosidase II complex. The transcript has a single exon. The record is from RefSeq and is a predicted model, not a curated record. Gene Ontology annotation, biological process: N-glycan processing. NCBI's taxonomy places the organism in Eukaryota, Parabasalia, Trichomonadida, Trichomonadidae.